Molecule: messenger RNA, 1140 nt
Organism: Glarea lozoyensis ATCC 20868
Lineage: Eukaryota; Fungi; Ascomycota; Leotiomycetes; Helotiales; Helotiaceae
Exons: 2
Coding region: 1-1140 (379 amino acids)
Biological process (GO): mitochondrial proton-transporting ATP synthase complex assembly
Cellular component (GO): mitochondrion
Source: RefSeq, a predicted model, not a curated record
AUGAAACGACUCAUCCAAUCCUCCGCGCUACCAAGCAGAAACUUCGUCUGUCACCAUGUCCCUCUCCGCACCCUCCACACCUCCCCCCCAAACCCUGCAACCAUCGCCUCCAUCACCGCCUCCGGCCCACCACCUAAACCCCCCGCCCCGUCCGCAGACCAUGUCGAUGCGCGUGUGGCUCGCAGACGCAAACAAGCUGAGCUGCUGAAACGGGGAAGGGAUAUGCGGGCGGUCGAGGGGGGGAAGGGGGGGGGGACGGCGAAGACGAAGAGGUUCUGGAAGGAUGUACAUGUGAAAGAAGUCGAGGGCGGUCUACAAAUCCAUCUCGACACCCGUCCGCUUCGACGGCCGAAUAAAGAAAUCCUCACAAUCCCAAAAUCAAAACCACAUCUCGCAACCGCCAUCGCACUAGAAUGGGACCUCCUCGUCUCAGCCCAACAAGCGCUCCGCCACCACCUCAUCCCAAUGACCUCCCUCGUCUCCCGCGCGCUCGACAUCAUCGACGACGACGCCUCCCCCAACCCAAGCAUUCGAGAUUCCAUCAUCACGUCCCUCCUCCGGUAUCUAGACACAGAUUCCCUGUUGUGCUGGGCGCCGGAACCAAAAGCCGAUCCGCCAGGCUAUGAAACGCAUAAAGAAAGAGUGCGCAGUCUAAGGAGUAUCCAGAUGGAAGCCGCACAGCCUGUGAUUCAGUACCUGACGGAACGGGUGUGGCCCGGUGUUAAGAUCGUGCCGGCGCUGGGCGAGAGUAUUUUUCCUAGGCCGCAGGAGGAGGGGACGAGGGCUGUUAUUGCGGGGUGGAUGGCCGGGCUGCCGGCGUGGGAGUUGGCGGGGUUGGAGAGGGGGGUGUUGGCGGGUAAGGGGGUGCUUGGGGCGAGCAGGUUGGUGGUGGAGUGGAGUGAGACGCUGAAUUUGGGGACGCGGGAAGGGGGUGGGGGAAAUGGGGUAAAUGGGGAAGGGGAGGGGAAUGGGAAGGGAAAGAGAUGGGGUGUUGAAGAGGCGGCGAAAGCGGCGAGUUUGGAGGUUGAUUGGCAGACGGGGAUGUGGGGUGAGGUGGAGGAUACGCAUGAUGUUGAGAAGGAGGAUGUGAGGAGGCAGUUUGGGAGUGUGGUUUUGCUUGUUUCGGGCGUGAAGGCGUGA